AUGGAGUUAAGUGAAGAUUGUAUAAAAAGAAAAGAAAACGUUUUAAUAAAAAAUGAAGAUUCUUUAGAGCAACAUGUUAAUGUACAAAUUAAAUCAGAAGUCGAAGAAUACAUGUUUGAAAGUAAUUAUACAGGAGAUUCUCUAUCAGAUUGUUCGACCAAUAUUAAAAUAGAAGAACAUGUGUUACAUCAGGAAAUAAGUGACCCUUUCCCUGCCAUUACCAUGCAAGAAGUUAAGACAGAAAUCAAAAAAGAACUAGAUGAAUAUAAUUUAGAAGUAAACCAUGGGUGUGGUACUAUAUUUAAAAGUAAGAGUAUGAAAAAUUUAGACUCUGAAACAGAUGUAACAUUCCAGAUAGGAGCCUCAACCGAGAUAGAUAAUGAAAAACCUUGUUUGCGUCAGAACGAGAUUAAAACGAAAUCCGAAAGAUCAUUGGUAACACACACACGAGAAAAUUCGUAUAAAUGUGAAACAUGUUUGAAGGAAUUUACUGCAUUAAGAUAUUUAAAAAAACAUUUAAUGAUACAUACAGAAGUAAAGCCUUACAAGUGCAAAAUUUGUUUUAAGCAAUUUAGACAGGAUGUACAUGUAAAAACUCAUUUAAGAAUACACACUGGAGAAAAACCUUACAAGUGUGAAAUUUGUUCUAAGCGAUUUAGUCGAAAUGAUUAUUUGAAAAAUCAUUUAAGAAUACACACUGGAGAAAAGCCUUACAAGUGUGAAAUUUGUUUUAAGCAAUUUAUUGAAGCAGAAACUUUAAAAUUACAUUUAAGGAUACACACUGGCGAAAAGCCUUACAAGUGCGAAAUUUGUUUUACGCAAUUUACUCAAGCAGACUCUUUGAAAAAGCAUUUAACAAUACACACUGGAGAAAAGCCUUACAAGUGUGAAGUUUGUUCUAAUAAAUUUAGUCAAAUUAGACAUUUGAAAAUACAUUUAAGGAUACAUACUGAGGAAAAACCGUACAAGUGUGAAAUUUGUUCUAAGCAAUUUAUUGAAGCUGGAUAUCUAAAAAAGCAUUUAAGGAUACACACUGGAGAAAAGCCUUACAAGUGCGAAAUUUGUUUUACGCAAUUUACUCGAGUAGACUAUUUGAAAAAGCAUUUAACAAUACACACUGGAGAAAAGCCUUACAAGUGUGAAAUUUGUUUUAAACAAUUUACCGAAGCAGGAACUUUAAAAAAGCAUUUAAGGAUACACACUGGAAACAGCCCGUACAAGUGUGAAGUUUGUUCUAAGCAAUUUAGUCAAAUUGGACAUUUGAAAAAUCAUUUAAGGAUGCACACUGGAGAAAAACCUUACAAGUGUAAAAUUUGUUCUAAGCAAUUUAGUCGAAAUGAUUAUUUGAACAAUCAUUUAAGAAUACACACUGGAGAAAAGCCUUACAAGUGCAAAAUUUGUUCUAAGCAAUUUAGUCAAACUGGAAACUUGGAAAUGCAUUUAAGAAUACACACUAGCGAAAAGCCUUAUAAGUGUGAAGUUUGUUCUAAUAAAUUUAGUCAAAUUAGACAUUUGAAAAUACAUUUAAGGAUACACACUGAAGAAAAGCCGUACAAGUGUGAAAUUUGUUCUAAACAAUUUAUUGAAGCUGGAAAUCUAAAAAGGCAUUUAAGGAUGCACACUGGCGAAAAGCCUUACAAGUGUGAAAUUUGUUUUAAGCAAUUUAUCGAUACAGGAACUUUAAAAAGGCAUUUAAGGAUACACACUGGCGAAAAGCCUUACAAGUGCGAAAUUUGUUUUACGCAAUUUACUCAAGCAAAUUCUUUGAAAAAGCAUUUGACAAUACACACUGGAGAAAAGCCUUACAAGUGUGAAGUUUGUUCUAAUAAAUUUAGUCAAAUUAGAUAUUUGAAGAAGCAUUUAAGGAUACACACUGGCGAAAAGCCUUACAAGUGUGAAAUGUGUUUUAAACAAUUUACCGAAUCAGGAACUUUACAAAACCAUUUAAAGAUACACACUGGAAACAACCCGUACACGUGUGAAGUUUGUUCCAAGCAAUUUAGUCAAAUUAGACAUUUGAAAAAGCAUUUAACAAUACACACUGGAGAAAUGCCUUACACGUGCGAAAUUUGUUUUACGCAAUUUAUCGAAGCAAGAUCUUUAAAAAGGCACUUAAGGAUACACACUGGCGAAAAGCCUUACAAGUGCGAAAUUUGUUUUACGCAAUUUACUCAAGCAGACUCUUUGAAAAAGCAUUUAACAAUACACACUGGAGAAAAGCCUUACAAGUGUGAAGUUUGUUCUAAUAAAUUUAGUCAAAUUAGAUAUUUGAAGAAACAUUUAAGGAUACAUACUGGCGAAAAGCUUUACAAGUGUGAAAUUUGUUUUAAGCAAUUUAUUGAAGCUGGAAAUCUAAAAAGGCAUUUAAGGAUACAUACUGGAGAAAAGCCUUACAAGUGCGAAAUUUGUUUUAAGCAAUUUAGUCAAAUUGAACAUUUGAAAAAGCAUUUAAGAAUACACCCUGGAAAAGUGUGUUAA
This is a messenger RNA of Diabrotica balteata, 2478 nucleotides long. NCBI's taxonomy places the organism in Eukaryota, Metazoa, Arthropoda, Insecta, Coleoptera, Chrysomelidae. The record is from the annotation of a GenBank genome assembly.